AUGAACACUGCACACGAACAAAACCAAUCAGACGACGAUUCCAGAAUCGAUGAAGAAUCGUCACCGUCAGGAAGCCGAUCGUGCGGAAACGAUGAAAGCCAAACCACAAAGUCCAACAAACAAACCAACCAUACGGCGCCGUCCUCCUCUUCCGCUACAUCUUCUACCGGUCGUCCACGGGCAGCAAGUCGUACGAGUUCGGGAAUGACAAGUGAAGAGCAGGAAUUGAAACGUGUUUCAGCGAAAAAGCUUAUCGAGCGCUAUUUCUACCAGCUGAUGCAAGGCUGUGGUAAUCCGAAAUGUUGCAACAAAAACUGUGCCUCAAGCGGAAAAGUCGGACGUUUAACACCGAAUGCGGCCGCUGCCCGGGCCAUCCAUCUGUUCUCCCAGGAAGCUGAUUUGUGCUACGAGACCCAACCCUCGAAAGUAGCUAAAACGGAUAAUCAUCAUAAUGCGGCCUGCAGUAGCGCUUCCACUCUUUCCUCGUCCAUUGCUCAACGGACAAAUGAGUCCCAGUCUUCGCUUGGGCGCGAUUCUAGUCCAACGGUAAAUCCGUCAAAUAUGCGCUGGGAGGAGAGAAGUAAAGAAAACAAAAAUGUCGAAGAAAUGGAUGUGGCGUACGACAACUCGGCUUUUGAUUUAGGCUCGAUGGAAGAGGACGAUAGCAAGCCGUACCCAGCAGAAACUAUGGACUCUAGGAACAGUCCUUUUGGCAGCAAUAGCCACAGUACUGUACAUAACCAAAUGGAACCUCAUUCUGCGGCCGGUGUACCAGUGUCGAGCAGUAAACAUAAUUGCGCUAGCAGUAGUAGUAGUAGUAGUAGUAGUAGUAGCAACACAAAAUCAAAGACAGAGGAAGUACAAUAUCUUGAUGAGCGCAUGUUGCAGGAGUUGACUGAACGAUGCACCCAGGAAGGAUCGGACGCACCGUUGAUCCGCACGGUGGGUGCAGUGUUUUCCUCCUAUCGUGGCUUGGCCGCAAGUUUCCAGUUUUGUCCGGCAUCGUCCAGCAUUGAAAAGAUGCUGGCACGGGCUCCGGCAGGAGAUUUGCGCAACAUAAAAAAGGAAGAUUUACGAUCGCUCGAGGGUGAUCUUGAUAAGGAUGAAGACAGUAAAGCUCCCAUAAAGUCAGUUCCGGAUGUACCGGAUUCUGCUCACACUACGGUCGAUGUAGCGUCGCUUCGGCGGUCACUGAAGGCACUGUACGCCACCCGUCCAGUCGUAUUCGGUCCGAUCAAUAAUGCUCUCGAGCUGCUUGGCGAAUCGCUGUCGAAGGAUCUGCGUAUUGGGCUUCCCACCACCGAAGAGUUAGAAUCGUUUGUGACGGUGUUUGUGAUUGCGUUUGAAACACUGCUCGUUGGGGCGGUUGAUUGCCUGGAGGGUUCGUUCCCGCGCAUUUGCACCGCUGUGGCUCGGUUACCCGUAUGGGCACAGUGCCGACUGGUGCGCAUUUGGGCGGAACACUGCAAGGAUAGCAUCCAUCCGUUGGUGCAACAGCUGCAGCAACUGAUAACCGUCUCAACGCUUUCGAUGAACACCUCGUACCAGGUGGUACGAAUAAAUGAAAACGAAGUUGUCUGCAAUGCUACCAAAGUUAUGAAGCUGGUUUAUUAUGCCAACAUUUUGGCUGGGGAGCUAGAACCAAAGCACUAUCGUGAGUUGGACCUGCGAGAUACGUCGCUACCAACCUACACAUACCUUUCGCUGAUACCCGAGGACGACGAUCUGCAGAUGCUCGAUACGGAGGGACAGCCGCGCCAGAAGAAGCUUGAGGAUCCUUUGAUAGCGGAGUUGGACGUAAAUCCACUCGACUGCCGAAAACCACUGGUGCCAUACGAGGAGUUCUACAACGAGAUGCUCUGUGAUGUGAUGGAAGUGGAUUACGAUUAUAUGGCGUACAAGAGUAUCGCAUCGGCCGAAAGCGGUGGAACGUCAACGCUCGGAACGGAUCCAUCCAAGCUGUUUAGCUUCAUACACUACUCGUUUGUCAUGACGCCUACGACGAAAACGCUGGCCCUCUACUUCGAUUCACGCAUUCGCAUGUUCUCCGAACGGAGGCUUAGCUUUCUGCAGCGUCAGCGGCAACGCCAGCUGCAUCAGCUGACCAAUAGUAGUGACCUACAACCGGUAAAUCCGUAUCUCAGUCUAAAGAUUCGCCGUGACCAUAUCAUCGAGGACGCGCUGGUCGAGCUGGAGAUCAUUGCCAUGUCGAACCCGAAGGACCUGAAGAAGCAGCUAGUGGUGGAGUUUACUGGCGAACAGGGCAUCGAUGAAGGCGGUGUAUCGAAGGAAUUUUUCCAACUUAUCAUCGAGGAGAUCUUCAACCCUGACUACGGCAUGUUCAUGACGAACGAAGAUUCCAAUACGGUGUGGUUCAAUCCGGUCUCGUUCGAAAACGAAGCACAAUUUACGCUGAUAGGUAUCGUGCUCGGAUUAGCGAUUUACAACAAUAUUAUCCUUGCCGUUAACUUCCCUAUGGUGGUCUAUCGGAAGUUGAUGGGGAUGAAGGGAUCUUUUCUAGAUUUGAAAGAUCUUAAUCCGGUACUAUUUAAUAGCUUAAAGUCGCUUCUGGAUUAUGCGGAAAACGACAUGGAGGAAGUUUUCAUGCAAACAUUCAACAUCGGCUAUCGAGACGUGUUUGGAUCCGUGCUCGAGUACGAGCUGAAACCGGACGGUGACAAAAUAUUUGUCACACAGGAUAACAAGCAAGAGUUUGUGGAACUGUACAGCGACUUCAUGCUGAAUAAAAGCAUCGAGAAACAAUUUAACGCAUUUAGGCGUGGAUUUCAAAUGGUUACGGACGAAAGUCUGUUACAUCUGCUGUUUCGCCCGGAAGAGGUGGAGUUGAUCGUGUGUGGCAGCAAGGAGUUUGAUUUUGAUGAACUCGAACAGUCCACCGAAUAUCAGGGCGGUUUUACCGUCGAGUCCCAAACUAUCAAGGACUUUUGGUCCAUCGUACAUGGACUGUCAAUGGAGGUGAAAAGAAAGUUGCUACAAUUCACCACAGGCUCCGAUCGUGUUCCUGUUGGCGGGCUUAGUCGAUUGAAGCUGGUAAUAGCCCGUAAUGGUUCGGACAGUGAUCGGCUGCCAACCAGUCACACCUGCUUUAAUGUGCUGCUGCUUCCUGAGUACGAAUCGAAGGAAAAGCUCGAGGAACGAUUGCUUAAAGCAAUUAAUUAUUCGAAAGGCUUCGGGAUGCUGUAA
This is a messenger RNA of Anopheles marshallii, 3204 nucleotides long. RefSeq names its product ubiquitin-protein ligase E3A (gene Ube3a). Gene Ontology annotation, biological process: protein polyubiquitination. NCBI's taxonomy places the organism in Eukaryota, Metazoa, Arthropoda, Insecta, Diptera, Culicidae. The coding region runs from base 1 to 3204 and encodes 1067 amino acids. The transcript has 6 exons. The record is from RefSeq and is a predicted model, not a curated record. Gene Ontology annotation, molecular function: ubiquitin protein ligase activity.